This is a messenger RNA of Didymella exigua CBS 183.55, 1005 nucleotides long. RefSeq names its product HSP20-like chaperone. NCBI's taxonomy places the organism in Eukaryota, Fungi, Ascomycota, Dothideomycetes, Pleosporales, Didymellaceae. The record is from RefSeq and is a predicted model, not a curated record. The transcript is spliced from 2 exons. Gene Ontology annotation, biological process: response to hydrogen peroxide; response to heat; protein folding. Bases 1 to 1005 code for a protein of 334 amino acids.
AUGGCCUACAUCCUUGCCCCACGCUUCGCACAAGCCUAUCAGGCCACAGAGUGCAACAACCCAUUCGGCUUCUGCGCCUCAGCUCCACGACCUACACACGACUACCGCAUUGCUCGGCGUUCUCAGCCUCAGCCUUGCCCCUCGCCCUUCGCCAGCUUCCUUAGCCAGAUCAAAGACCUGGCUAACCAGAUCGACCGCGAGUCACAGCGCCAGGCACAGAUCAAAGCUCAGCGGGAGGCUAAGCGGGAGGCCCAACAGGCACGCCUCCAGCAACAGCUCCGCAAGCGCGCCUUAAGGGCUCAAUUCGCGGUCACUCAGGGCGAGCAGGGAUGGCAGGUCGAAGCUGAGGUUCCUGACUUCCAACAAGAAAACAUCAGCAUCGAGGUCAACGACGAAAACACCCUGAAGAUCGCCGGCAACACCGAAUGGGGCGCAAAGCUUCAGAUCGAGGUCCAGCCUGAGACCGAGGGUCCACUCGCAGUCGAGCAAUCUCCUGAGGAUGCUACCGAGCAGACCAUUGAAGAGUCAGCAGACGAGAAGCUGGAAGACGGCACCCUCGAACCCUCCGUCCAAGUCGCCACCGAGACUACGGGGACCGGGUCCGCUCGCCCCGCCACGCCAGACAGCGACACCUCCUCGCACAAGUCAUACCAACCCACCGUCGAAGACGAUUUUGAAGACGAUUUCGAAGAUCUCGGCCCUGAGGCUUCUACACUUUUCUCCACCCCUUUUACACUUGCCAGAACCUCUGAACCCAAGGGCAAGGAGAAGAACGUCGAGCCCACUGUGAUAGCCGAAGACCCCGAGGUCUCUGUCCCCAAGCAGCAGCAACAGAAGAAAGAGGAGGAGGUCGAGGAGCGCCCUCGUGGAUCGUUCGAGCGCACAUUCAGGUUCCCCGAGCGCAUCAAUGCUGAUGGUGUUCGCGCCAGCUUCAAGAAUGGUGUGCUCUGCGUGACUGUUCCCAGGGCACAAGCUCAGCAUGCUAGAAGGAUUGCGAUCUUGUGA